GGGUUUUCCAGUAGCCAGUUAGUUGCUCAUUAUGAAGGGUCUAAUAUUGAUUUACUUGAGUGUCUUAGUUUUGGCUCAAAGCCAGGCCGAAUGGCCAAUGCCAAAAGAGGAUCUCACCUGGCUGAUACCUGAAAUCCCAGUUGAGGUGAAUGAAAUUCAAGGAAGAGCUGCUGGCUGUUCGAUUAAGAUCAGAAGUUCCGAACUGAAGGAUCCACAACCUUUGCUAAUCAAACCGGGAACAUCGGAUUUCUAUGACUUCUCUGACAGCGGUUAUGUGGACAUUGAGAAGGAUAAAACCAUUGAGUUUGCCUGCACAAGUAGUUUGGCCUCACCGCUGUCAGGUAAAUCAGUGACCGCUAAAUGUGUCGAGGGCACGAAAUUCAAAAUUGAUGAUAAAGAGCACGACCUUUCCGACUUCAAGUGCAGCUCGUGGCCAGCGUUUGUCGGCAGAAAGUCUGGCCACAGUUGCAACGGUGGCACCACUCUUAUCCAUGUGGGAUUCGAACUUACCGAUUCACGAUUUGCCACCGAAUACGAGGUGUGCUUCAACGAGGACGAAGAAGUGACACGCUAUGUGUACCACAAGCUGGAACCUGGCAGUAAUUACUAUGCCACUGGGGUCGAUCGUAUCACCUUUGGAGCUGGCGGCUACUUUGAUGGCAAAAAUGUUGACAAACUGUAUACGCAGGCCGUCCAAAAGGAGACGAUAGACAAGGAGCUGGACAUGGACUCUUCCCGUUACUUUGACUCACAGAAGAACGUGUUCCUCGCUCGCGGCCACAUGGGAGCCAAGGCCGAUUUUGUCUACGCGGAUCAACAGCGUGCCACCUUUUUGUUCAUCAAUGCGGCACCUCAAUGGCAAACCUUUAAUGCCGGCAACUGGGCACGUGUUGAGGAUGGCGUCAGGGCUUGGGUUAGCAAGCAUGGCAAACAUGUGGAGUGCUGGACAGGAGUGUGGGGAGUCACCACCCUGCCCAAUAAGGAUGGCCAUGAGACGCAUUUGUAUUUGGCUCAUGAUCACAAUGGCAAUGGCCUGAUUCCUGUGCCGAAACUAUAUUUCCGUGUCGUCAUCGAACCAUCGACUAGAAAGGGCAUUGUUCUGAUUGGUGUCAACAAUCCUCAUUUGAGUCUGGAUGAGAUUAAACGGGAUUACAUUUUGUGUGAUGAUGUGAGCGAUGAAAUCGAUUGGAUUAGCUGGAAGAAAACGGAUAUAACUGCUGGCUACUCCUAUGCCUGUGCCGUCGAUGAUUUUAGGCGUAAGGUUGAUCACUUACCCGAGUUCUCUGUGAGUGGUUUGCUGGUAUAAUAUUUGAAUUAAAAUCAAAUUAACACACUUGCUUAAAAUCUGAUAUAUUUAUCCUCUCAAUUGACAAACAAAUAAAGAAAAAUCAAACCCCGA
Drosophila willistoni is the source of this 1399-nucleotide messenger RNA. RefSeq lists its product as uncharacterized. Gene Ontology annotation, cellular component: mitochondrial inner membrane; nucleus. Gene Ontology annotation, biological process: apoptotic DNA fragmentation. The record is from RefSeq and is a predicted model, not a curated record. NCBI's taxonomy places the organism in Eukaryota, Metazoa, Arthropoda, Insecta, Diptera, Drosophilidae. The transcript is spliced from 2 exons. Gene Ontology annotation, molecular function: single-stranded DNA endonuclease activity; metal ion binding; RNA endonuclease activity. The coding region runs from base 32 to 1306 and encodes 424 amino acids.